This is a messenger RNA of Solenopsis invicta (red fire ant), 568 nucleotides long. RefSeq names its product cysteine-rich protein 1. NCBI's taxonomy places the organism in Eukaryota, Metazoa, Arthropoda, Insecta, Hymenoptera, Formicidae. The record is from RefSeq and is a predicted model, not a curated record. Bases 122 to 358 code for a protein of 78 amino acids. The transcript is spliced from 3 exons.
UUACCUUGUCGGGCUCUCAGGGCCAGUACGCGUCUGACCACGCCGCUGAGAGCAUCCUCCUGUUACACGCACAGUCUCGUCAGACUAGACGCCAGUUUUCCACGAUACCUAAUUGCCCAAGAUGCCGAAUUGUCCAAAGUGCGACAAGCCUGUGUACUUCGCCGAGAGGAAGACAUCCUUAGGCAAAGAUUGGCACGGUUCGUGUUUACGCUGCGAGAAAUGCAAUAAGACCUUAACACCCGGGGGUCAUGCCGAGCACGAAGGGAAACCCUACUGCAAUCACCCUUGCUAUUCAGCCCUAUUCGGUCCAGGAGGUUUUGGACGUGGCGGUGCUGAAAGUUAUGUUUAUAAUAAAUGAAGCAUAAAUGUAAAAGCCGCAACGUCUACUUCAAUUAAGAUAAUUGUACAAUUUGACUACAAGGAGCAGUUGGACACUGAAAUAUAAAGUAACGAUCUUGGUUAUUUAUGUAUACGUAAAUGUCUCUAUUUUAUACAAGAUAUAUCAGGAAUGUGUAUGUUAUUGAAUAUAUAGUAAUGAUAAUUAUAUAAAACAAAUAAUUCUAUUUUA